AUGAUUUUGUUAUUACUUGCCUGUCUUUACUGUGCAGCACCAUCGUCUACAAAAUCACUGCUCCAUUUUUAUGGUCCUUCAGAAUAUGGUGUGAUCCAUGACGAUCGGCCGGCAGUUCAACACCGUGUUGACGUAAAAACGACUAUGAAAUCAUCGAUUGAUGAAGUAGUUGCACUUAAUUUGCCCCAAGCCAUAGACAAAGACGCUAUUGCUAAGCCUAAGGAUUGCAGUACAGAGGAGAGAAAGUUACCCAUCCUUAGAGCGGAAGCGGAAGCAGAAGGGUUAAAGCCUGCUGUUCAACCGCAACCUAAUUACGUGUUGAUGGGCUCCACGGACCAACAGGUGGAACCAGAGCGACAAAUUUUGCAUGCGGCUGAAGUACUGGAUGUCGGUCAGACGGAUGAAAGAAGGCAACCUCAAGGUGGUGUAGUUCUACGCAAUUCUCUUACGCAUGCGGAGGUGAUACCCACAGAUGUUGCGCCGGCCAUUGUCACGACAACUACCACAACAAGCUUGCCUACAUCUGUGACAACGUCACACGAACCAAUAGCUUCAACAGCUCAUGUCACAGAAGUGCCCUUUGUCGAGAAGGUUGAAGAUAAAGGAGGCGAUUUCGACGUUGCGGACGAGUUGCCUGCUGCGAAAACCUAUGAUGUCAAAGAGAUACUCCCAAAUAUGGCUAAAAAUAAUUUACCUGCAAUCAAUAAAGAGGAAAGUGCCGCAGAGGUUGGGGCUAAGGCAAAGCCCACUAUUUCUCCCUUGGAUCAUAAAUUCAAAGAGGAUGAAGAAGACUCGGAUGUGCUACCCGAGUUUGACGAAAAAGGAGACGUGGAGUUGGAAUUCCACGAUGAGCCCGAUACCAGCACUACAUCAGCUACAGAGAUCGUUACGUCACCGACUACUCCAAAAGUCACGACGUCUCCCGUAACAGUCACGACGUCUCCAGCAACAGUCCCGACGUCUCCAAAGACAACCUCGCUCUUAAUGACAACGACCACCGAUACUGAGGUCCAAGAUGUGAUCAUUUCAUCAGACAAAUAUGAUAAAGGUACGGUAGUUUUGAAAAUCAGUGAAUCGAUUGCGUUGGUCCAUGAUAGUAUUUACAAUUCCAGAAUUAUUGACUGAAG
Molecule: messenger RNA, 1127 nt
Organism: Strongylus vulgaris
Lineage: Eukaryota; Metazoa; Nematoda; Chromadorea; Rhabditida; Strongylidae
Source: the annotation of a GenBank genome assembly